GUUUCCAACCUCGGGCCAGGGUUAUCUAUAGUCCCACGAGGCGCACUAGUUACCCAACUUCUCGGGCUCCUGCAGUGUAACUUGGAUCAUAUUUACCGUGUUCACGGUGGUCUAGUAGAGUCGUAAACUUGCUGGGGUUGGGGGAUGGGGGUGCCCACGGGCUCAUUUCAUCUCCUUACCUGACUUGGGUUCUUCCCCGUCUUCUGCUGCCGCUCUCUUCCUACGCUUUGGCAUCCCGGUGACGAAAGCCCUUAGGCGCCUGGCGCACCGAAGCAGUGUUUACUGCGCUGCCUGCAGAUAAGAAACGGCGAAAUCAAACGCGAGGAGAGCCUCCUCCCUCGGGCGUUCGCACACCGUGGGGCCUCGUUCACCCAGUCUUCCCACCGCGCGCCCCGUGAGGCCCUGCAGCGAGCAAGCUGGCCGAACCCGCUACCUGGCCUCCCCGCGAAGCCCGGGAGCCCCUCACAGCACAAAGAAUGGAGCCUGCCCGUUCCCACGUGGGAGCCUGGCCCCGGGGCUGUUCGCGGUGGUGCCGGUUCCGACUAGUCCCACUCCCGGGAUCCCGCGUCGGCCACCAUGCCCGCCGUGCUGGGGUUCGAAGGCAGCGCCAACAAGAUCGGCGUGGGCGUGGUGCGCGACGGCACGGUGCUGGCGAACCCGCGGCGCACUUACGUCACAGCCCCGGGCACGGCUGUGGAAGCCGAUCUUACAGCUACAGAAAAACUUUCUUGGGGUGUACCAUUCAGUGAUCAUUGGAUAUUUGAAGCCAGCUGGGACGUCUUUUUUAAAGAGCUCAGAUUCCUUCCAGGUGACACAGCCAGGCACCAUCGAGCAGUUAUCCUAGACCUGCUGCAAGAGGCACUGACGGAGGCUGGGCUAACCUCCCAGGACAUCGACUGCAUCGCUUACACCAAAGGUCCUGGUAUGGGGGCCCCGCUGGCUUCUGUAGCUGUUGUUGCCCGCACUGUGGCCCAGCUGUGGAAUAAGCCCUUGCUGGGUGUGAACCACUGCAUAGGCCACAUUGAAAUGGGCCGCCUCGUCACUGGAGCCAUGAACCCAACUGUGUUGUAUGUCAGCGGAGGAAAUACUCAGGUGAUUUCCUACUCAGAACAUCGUUACCGUAUCUUUGGGGAAACUAUUGAUAUUGCUGUGGGAAACUGCCUGGAUCGUUUUGCUCGCGUGCUGAAGAUUUCCAAUGACCCAAGUCCAGGCUACAACAUCGAGCAGAUGGCAAAGCGGGGCAAUAAGCUAGUUGAGCUGCCAUACACUGUGAAGGGGAUGGAUGUCUCAUUCUCAGGGAUUCUGUCUUUCAUUGAGGAUGCUGCGCAGAGAAUGCUGGCCACAGGGGAAUGUACUCCUGAAGACCUGUGUUUCUCCUUACAGGAAACGGUGUUCGCAAUGCUAGUGGAGAUCACAGAGCGAGCCAUGGCACACUGUGGCUCCAACGAGGCCCUCAUCGUAGGAGGAGUUGGAUGUAACACAAGGCUGCAGGAGAUGAUGGCAGCCAUGUGCCAGGAGCGGGGAGCCCGGCUCUUUGCAACAGAUGAAAGAUUCUGCAUUGACAAUGGAGCCAUGAUAGCCCAAGCAGGUUGGGAGAUGUUUCAGGCUGGACAUAGGACCCCUCUCACAGAGUCUGGAAUCACACAGAGGUAUAGGACGGAUGAAGUAGAAGUGACGUGGAGGGACUGACGGCAUCAGCUUGCCAAGCGGUGCUGAUGCGGGAGUGAUCUUGGUGAUGCUAUGGACUCUGCUCCUCUCUGGCAACUGUAUGGAUUCCACACGAGACUUAGGGUCCCUAUGGAACCCCAAGAUGACUCCACAAUAAAAAAAAUCCUUUUUGUAUGUUGAUAACUGGACUGAUACAGAGUUAGCGCUGGGUAAAUUCUUACUGGUGAGGGCAGUGGACAAGUGGGUGAGGGUCAGAGUAGCUCUUGGUUGAUGGUGCAGAUGGUUCUGAUGGGUGCCUCCUACCGUCCCGUUAACUCAGCUUGGUUGAUGGUGCAGAUGGUUCUGACGGGUGCCUCCUACCGUCCCGUUAACUAAGCUUGGUUGAUGGUGCAGAUGGUUCUGAUGGGUGCCUCCUACCGUCCCGUUAACUCAGCAUCCUAACUAAGAGUAUUUUAGUGCUGUGCUCUGUGCUGACCAUUCUGUGCUUAGGGAAUUGGCACAUUCACUGAAGGAGACAUUCAGGAUGCCACUUAAAAAAGUCACAACUUGCCGGGUGGUGGUGGCACACGCCUUUAAUCCCAGCACUCGGGAGGCAGAGGCGGGCGGAUCUCUGUGAGUUCAAGGCCAGCCUGGUCUAUAAGAGCUAGUUCCAAAGCUACAGAGAAACAGUCUCAAAAUCCAGGGAAAAAAAAAAAAGUUACAACUUUACUAAAACUCCUGUCCUUCAUAACCUUUAUUGAUGUCCUCCUACAAACAUUUCACUGUCCAGUUUGGGGAGCACCCCAGAUAUACAACACCUCAGCACCAGUGCAAGCAUCAGAACUACAGAUUCAUGCCCAUUAUCUUGUAUAUAUUGCCACUAGAGGCCCUGAACUAACAUGCUUCCCUCUACCCACUGGCAGCCACAUCUUUCCAUCUUGUUUGUUUGUUUGUCCCACUUCCAAACUCCUGAAACUUCCCAGCCAUUUGUGAAGUCUAUAUAUCCUUACCCUCUCCUCCAAAUGCUUCCUUCACAAUGUUGCUAUGGGACCUGGUUUCUUAGAAAGACUGCUUCUGAUAACACCUGGUGUGAAUCGUUCGUAUCUGUUGUACCGCUGGGCCUGGAGUUAGUGCACGCAUCCUCUUUCCUCUUCUUUCUUUCCCUGCCCUCUCUCUUUGAGACAGGGUCUAUGUAGCCCUGGUUGGCUUGGAGUUUGCUAUGUAGACUAGACUGGGCUCAAACUCACAGAGAUCCACCUGCCUCUGUCUCUGCCUCCUGAGUGCUGAGAGUGAAGGUGUACACGACCAUGCCCUGCCUCUGGCAACACACUGUUACAUAUCUCGGUCUCGUCCCAUUCUGAUGCCAUAAUUGGGCUAUUCGGUUAUUAUUGUGCUGACUCCUCCUUUUACCAGGACCUGCAACCCUGUGAUCUUACUUCCUUUCUGUAUUGUUUCCCUUCCUCAGUUAAAUUACAGUAACAAACACCUUGUUGCAGAUGCUUCAUCUUCCUUUGCCAUUAAAAAAUAACAAAACAAGACAAGAUCUCCUCAAGCUCAGACUGGCCUUGAGCAAAAUAAAGAGGAUGAGCUGAUCUGCCUCACCUCAAGCGUGGAUUACAGCCGCACCUCACCACACCUAAUCUACACGGUGUGGAUUACAGCCUCACCUCACCACACCUAAUCUACACAGCGGGGGAUUACAGCCUCACCUCACCACACCUAAUCUACACGGUGUGGAUUACAGCCUCACCUCACCUAAUCUACACGGUGUGGAUUACAGCCUCACCUCACCUAAUCUACACGGUGUGGAUUACAGCUGCACCUCACCACACCUAAUCUACACAGUGCUAGGGACUGACCCCAGUGGUCUGCCUGCUGAGCUGCAUCUCCAGCCCCCGUCAUCACCUACUGUACAUGUCCAUCUGUGCAGCUGAAAGGGCAAGCAGAUGGCUGUGCUGGCUGCUCUGACCGGCUGAUCACAGUGACAGUGAGGGCACUCGGUGUCCUUCCUGCCACUCAGCCACGUUAUCUUCCGAACCCUCUCACUUGCUUCCAUAGUUUU
Microtus oregoni (creeping vole) is the source of this 3709-nucleotide messenger RNA. It is a transcript of the gene Osgep, whose product is annotated as O-sialoglycoprotein endopeptidase. Gene Ontology annotation, biological process: tRNA threonylcarbamoyladenosine modification. Bases 577 to 1689 code for a protein of 370 amino acids. The transcript is spliced from 13 exons. Lineage: Eukaryota; Metazoa; Chordata; Mammalia; Rodentia; Cricetidae. The record is from RefSeq and is a predicted model, not a curated record. Gene Ontology annotation, cellular component: EKC/KEOPS complex; cytoplasm.